Messenger RNA from Entrophospora sp. SA101, 1362 nucleotides. NCBI's taxonomy places the organism in Eukaryota, Fungi, Glomeromycota, Glomeromycetes, Entrophosporales, Entrophosporaceae. The record is from the annotation of a GenBank genome assembly.
AUGGAUUAUCCAACACCGACUUUAUCAGAGUUAAAGAAACAAACUGCAUUGGGACGAUCAACGAUUGAAAAGGUCAUAGAAGGAUUUCUUUCUUCAUAUCAUAAUGGUUUAACAAAAGACCAUUCUACAAUGAUACCAUCGUACGUUACUUGUCUCCCAAUAGGCAUAGAGACUGGCAGCUGUCUUGCCUUGCAUUUGGGUGGCACAAAUCUAAGAGUGGCAAUGGUAAUAUUGGUAGGUCCUGGUAAAACUGAGUUGGUGCAUAAACAAUAUAAAGUUCCUGACGAAUUAAAAACAGGAACAGCCGAGCAAUUAUUCGAUUGGGUGGCAUUAUCUGUUAAAGAGUUAUUGGAUGAUUUGGGUUAUGAUGAUUUGGAUAUCGAUGAUCUGGCGGAGGAGGAUUAUAACUCUAAAGUAUUAUGCACAGGCGUUACUUUUGGUUUUCCAAUAAAACAAACCGCAAUUAACCGGGGUUUUGCUAUGCAAAUGGGAGAAAGAUUCAAAGGGUUAGAAAGUCAUGAUUUAGUCGAAUUAUUACAAGCUGCAUUUUUUAGAAAGAAUUUCAGAGUUCGCAUUUCAGCCAUAGUCAAUGAUGCGGUUGGCACACUUGUGGCAAGUGCUUACAAAGAUCAAAAUACCAUUGUUUCAGUGAUUUUAGAUACAGGAACUAAUGCUGCAUGUAUUUCUGAAACUUCAUCAAUUUCAAAAAUCAAAUUUCCAUCAAGAACACCAGAAUAUAUGAUUGUUAGUACUGAAUGGAGUAUAAUGGGUGCUGACUUCUUACCUUUUAUAAAGUAUGACAGGAUCCUUGAUCUGCAAAGUAAAAUCCCAGGAUUUCGACCUUUUGAAAAAAUGGUUAGUGGAAUGUAUUUAGGUGAAUUGGUGAGACUAACAAUUGUUGAUUAUGUGAAAACUUUUAAUUUGUUUGGUGGGUUCUUACCAGGAGGGAUGGAAAUACCAUAUAAUUUUUCAAUUACGCAAAUUGACAAAACAGCUGAUUGUUCAGGAAUAUUAAAAGUUUUAUUAAAAGGAUUUAGAUUUCCUGAUGGUAAAAGGCCAAAUAAAGGAGAUAUGAAAAUAGUGACUGAAAUUGUAAAAGCGUAUUCUAGACGUUCGGCUCAACUAUCAGCUAUAGCUGUUGCUUCAUUGAUUAAACUGCAAUGUCCAGAUUUUCCUUCAGUUGAACGAGAUAUCAGAGUAGCAAUUGAUGGAUCAUUGUAUCAUAAAUACUAUAAAUAUUCUAGUCAAAUGAGCAAAUAUUUAAGAGAUCUUCAAGGAAUCCAUGUAGAUAAAAGAACCAAAUUAAGUGAAAUUAAAAAUGGUGGAUUCAUCGGUUCUGCAAUAACUGCUAUGAUGUAUUAA